Messenger RNA from Paramuricea clavata, 831 nucleotides. NCBI's taxonomy places the organism in Eukaryota, Metazoa, Cnidaria, Anthozoa, Malacalcyonacea, Plexauridae. The record is from the annotation of a GenBank genome assembly.
AUGGCAACUGCUAAGCUUCGGAAAGAGAACCAAGCACUAAGAAGCGAGAUCACGGCACUAGAAGAAAGGCUGGAUAAAAUUACAAACGAAGUGUCAAAGAAUAAAGACAGCAUGGCCGAUUCUCUUACCGGACAAGAAGUCAACCAUGCAACUAAUCGGUCUGAAGCAGCCGAUAAAAGUAAGUCUAUCGAAUUCAUAAGCGCACAAUACGAUGAUAUUAUUGUGUUUAAAAACAACGUGAUUCAAGAUCUCAAAGAUAUGAAAAAGCAAGUUAGCAUGAUAUCUAAAAAAUGCGAAGCUAUUACGACCUCCGUUGAACCAAUGGAGGACUAUAGCUAUCAAUAUAAUCUGAAAAUCGUCGGCAUGCCACAGCAAUGUGAGAAUGAAUCAGCCGAAAACACAACGAAAUUGUGUUUGAAUUUGUUCGCCGCGAUCGGAGCUGAAGUUACAGAACAGGACAUAGACAUUUCACAUCGAGUCCUUGCGAGAAGGCAAUCAAAUCGGCCGAGUGCAAUAAUCUGUAAAUUCGUCCGUCGCUUGGCUAAGGAAAGGGUUCUUGCUCUCAGAAAGAAAACUAGCAACGUUCAACCACAACAACUUGGUUUCUCCUCAGAAGUGCAACUUAAUUAUCUUAGUAUCUAUGAACAUCUACCCCCACGUCUACAGGAACUCUUGUUUGAGGCGAACAAAUACAAACGUGAGAAUAACUUCAAGUUUUGCUGGGUUAGAAAUAAAGCCAUUUGUUUGCGCAAAUCCGAGGGUGAUGUUGUUAUCAAGCUAACAAAACGAGAGGAUCUUGCUCAAUUGUUAUCUCAAGAACAAAGUUCAUAA